This is a messenger RNA of Truncatella angustata, 1211 nucleotides long. RefSeq names its product cytochrome P450. The coding region runs from base 306 to 1070 and encodes 254 amino acids. The record is from RefSeq and is a predicted model, not a curated record. The transcript has 2 exons. Lineage: Eukaryota; Fungi; Ascomycota; Sordariomycetes; Amphisphaeriales; Sporocadaceae. Gene Ontology annotation, molecular function: iron ion binding; heme binding; oxidoreductase activity, acting on paired donors, with incorporation or reduction of molecular oxygen.
UUCGAUUGGGCCAAGCAUAUAAUUGUCCAAGCCACGGGGGUAGGUUUGUUUGGUAGCGAGCAUCCAUUCAAAGAUCCAGAAAUUGCGGAUGCUAUGUGGUAAGUCACAGGGAAUCUUGUCAAAUAUCCUCAACAUCUUGCUCUGCACCUCUCUAUUUCUCCACUUCUCCUCAAGAACCAUAAUGGUUGCGUCGCAUGGUAAACUAACAACGAAGAAGGACUUGGGAUGAGUAUAGACCCAGUCAUAUUUUUGGGGUGGACCCCCUGGGCAAGGGCUACAAAGCCCGGACGAAGGUAUUUGCAGCCAUGCGGAGGUACUUUCAGAAGAUGCCCGAUGAUGCAUCCCUGAUGAUACGAGAACGCCAAAGGAUCUUACUCGAAGGAGGUGUCAGCGAAGAAGAUUCAUACAGGAUCCAGUCCACUCUUAGUAAUGCCUAUUUUAACACAAUCCCAACGUUAUAUUGGACUGUGUAUGAAAUAUACUCCCGGCCUGCACUGUUGGAGGCCAUACGCGACGAGAUACGCAGUCGAGCGACACAGAAGUCUGAGGAUGGUUUUGUCCUGGAUAUUGCCAUCCUCCAAACCGAGUGCCACCUACUACUGUCUGCUUACCAAGAGACCCAGCGUUUGAGGCAUGCACAAGUCGCAUUCCGUUCGAUCCUGGAGGAUACACUGAUAGAUCAGUAUAUGUUGAAGAAAGGUCACCACGUCAAUCAUUUUGAUCCCUACAGGUUUAUGCCUGCAAGGACAGGGGAGACUGAAGCCAAGUCCAGGAUAUUACCAACAAGCUUCCUACCGUGGGGCGCAGCACCCUGGUUAUGUCCGGCACGCCAGUUUGCAUCCACCGAAAUUCUGAUUAUUGUUGCUUUGCUCGUGUUGAGGACCAAUCUGGUUCCAGCGGACGGCAAUGGUUGGGAGCAAGACCCGCCCAUUGAGAAAAUAAAGAUCGCGACGUUACCACAUCCUUUACAUGAUACGCGCUUCAAGAUUUUACCUCGGGAGGAGGGAGCAGGCACGUGGAAAGUUGUGAUAGGCAAGAGCAAAGCCAGAAUAGCUCUAGCGUCCGGAUAAAGAUAAACAGAGCCGGUGAUCUUCGUGAGCGAAGCUAGCUACCGGUUCAUAUUCUAACGAAGAAGAAAUAGGUACAAGGACUCAUCUUCGGCCGUAUGUGUUGUGUGAUUGCGUGGGUCAUUGACUAGCUACAAAAAAAAG